UGGCUGGGAACGGCGCGGGGCCCAGAGUAGGUGGGCGCCGAGGACCCAGCGCACCAGGGAAGCUGAGGUCGUGGGUCCGGCGCUUUCUCCCGUCUCCCGCCGCAUUCCUGGGGCUGGCGGCGUUCCCUGGGCGGAAGAACAGUUUCAGUCCUGAGCGACGCCAGACUUUUCCUUGUCACAAAUUGAUGGAUUUUCCAUCUCUCAACUAACAGUAUUGGAGCUGUAAAAUCAUCAGAUUUGAAACAAAUCUGUAUUCAUGAAGAGUGACUGCAUGCAAACCACAACAUGUCAAGAAAGAAAAAAUGAUCCAAUAGAAAUGCUUCAUUCUGGGCAGCUGGUAAAAGUCUGCGCCCCAAUGGUGCGAUAUUCAAAGUUGGCUUUUAGAACACUGGUAAGAAAAUACAGUUGCGAUCUGUGCUAUACGCCAAUGAUAGUUGCUGCUGAUUUUAUCAGAUCUAUAAAAGCCAGAGACAGUGAAUUUACCACAAACCAAGGUGAUUGCCCAUUGAUUGUUCAGUUUGCUGCUAAUGAUGCAAGAAUUUUGUCUGAUGCUGCUCGUAUAGUCUGUCCUUAUGCGAAUGGAAUAGACAUUAACUGUGGUUGUCCUCAGAGGUGGGCAUUGGCAGAAGGUUAUGGAGCUUGCCUAAUAAACAAUCCAGAGCUUGUUCGAGACAUGGUGAAACAAGUAAGAAAUCAAGUGGAAAAUCCCAGAUUUUCAGUAUCUAUUAAAAUAAGGAUCCAUGAUGACCUUACAAGAACUGUAGAUCUUUGUCGAAAGGCUGAAGCGACAGGGGUUUCCUGGAUUACAGUCCAUGGAAGAACUGUUGAAGAAAGGCAUCAGCCAGUUCAUUAUGAGGCCAUUAAAAUAAUUAAGGAAAAUAUGUCUAUACCUGUAAUUGCUAAUGGAGACAUCAGAAGCUUAAAAGAAGCAGAAAAUGUGUGGCAUAUUACUGGGACAGAUGGUGUGAUGGUUGCAAGAGGACUCUUAGCCAACCCGGCCAUAUUUGCUGGAUAUGAGGAAACCCCACUGAAAUGCAUCUGGGACUGGGUUGACAUUGCUCUUGAACUUGGAACUCCUUAUAUGUGUUUCCAUCAACAUUUAAUGUACAUGAUGGAAAAGAUAACUUCGAGGCAGGAAAAAAGAAUAUUUAAUGCUUUGUCAAGCACAUCAGCAGUCUUAGAUUACCUUACAGACCAUUAUGGGAUUGACUGGACUCCCUAAAUUAUUUUCUAUCUUCAGUGAAACCACCCAGGGUCACAUCUUGGUUUUCACUUUGAAUCAGUGGCUCUCAAACAUUAGUAUAAAAACAAUGCCCUGACAGAAUUUUUAAAACUCAUUCUUAGACCAUAUCCUCAGAGAUUCUGAUUCAGUAAAUCUCUAGGGUGGACCCAAAAUUUAGUUUUAAAGAAGACCCCAGGUGGUUCAAACAGACAAACAUUGCUCUGAAUCCUAUUAUGGAUUUAAAACUGUAAGAAUUUUUUUCUUAAAGGAAUCAUGUUUUUAACAUUUUUAAAUAAAUAAAACUUUUUAUUUUGAUACUAAA
This is a messenger RNA of Aethalodelphis obliquidens (Pacific white-sided dolphin), 1544 nucleotides long. It is a transcript of the gene DUS4L, whose product is annotated as dihydrouridine synthase 4 like. The record is from RefSeq and is a predicted model, not a curated record. The transcript is spliced from 8 exons. Gene Ontology annotation, biological process: tRNA processing. Gene Ontology annotation, molecular function: flavin adenine dinucleotide binding; tRNA dihydrouridine synthase activity. The coding region runs from base 257 to 1222 and encodes 321 amino acids. Lineage: Eukaryota; Metazoa; Chordata; Mammalia; Artiodactyla; Delphinidae.